Molecule: messenger RNA, 8587 nt
Organism: Clupea harengus (Atlantic herring)
Lineage: Eukaryota; Metazoa; Chordata; Actinopteri; Clupeiformes; Clupeidae
Gene: arfgef3
Product: ARFGEF family member 3
Exons: 38
Coding region: 598-7263 (2221 amino acids)
Biological process (GO): regulation of ARF protein signal transduction
Molecular function (GO): guanyl-nucleotide exchange factor activity
Source: RefSeq, a predicted model, not a curated record
UUGGAUUCCUGAGUGGUUGCAGAAAAUAUCUGAAAUGGAGUACGGAAGUUGGAUAUUUACGAUGAGUCACGUUCAGACAAUACAGUCCAUAUAUGGGAAAGUUGACAAAAACAACAAAAACAUUAGUUUCAGGUAGGGACGCCGACGUUUUAGCUUUAACAUUCGUUUCAAACGACCGUGGUCUUUAACUGGCCGAUGCUACUAAAAUGCCAUUCCAUGUAAUGCAUGAGAAUCCACCACCGGAGUUUUGCUCCGUCUAUAGACCAGAUUUCCUAGUUGGAAUUAAGGGGAAAACCCGUACACGCAGAGUGCUCGCGGGUAUAUCACUUCGGUUUUAGUGCGAUACCAAAAAUUGUGGAUGUCAAAUGUUAUUGUAAUGCCAAGCAGCCUUGUAUUUUUUUUAAAUUAACAGCAAUGGAUUUGAUUGCCAAUGGUAAACAAUAGCUUCCUUCCUGCUCUGGACCACGGAAUUGACGUGUGGUCUUACAUCACUGGCUUGGGAGUGAUUCAUCUCUUCACCCAAACCAGAGAAGAUGCUGCGCGUGUAACUGUGACUGCGUUUUCAACAUCAACCAUUUCAUCUGCUGCCGUGGGGUCAUGGAGGAAAUACUACGGAAGCUGCAAAAGGGAGCCUCGGGACACAAACACAAAGCCAUCCGGGAUGCCUGCACUCUUGCUUGCGAAACACUUGAAACCCAGAAUGGCUCAGUCAAGAUCUUGCCUUGUCAGCUCAGAGAAAGAUGCCUGUUACCUCUUCGGCUGGCCCUGGAAUCCAAAAACACCAAGCUGGCACAGACGGCCCUCACUGGCAUACAGAUCCUUUGUGAGGACCGCUUUGUUGCCGCGGAUACAGAGAUUCCCGAGAAGCAGCUGCUGAAUCAGGUGCUGGAUGCUGUCAAGGUGACGCCCACCCUUCACGAGGACCUGCAGGUGGAGGUCAUGAAGGUCCUGCUCUGCAUCACAUACUCGUCCACGUUUGAGAUCAAAGGCAACUCAAUCCUGAAGAUCGCUGAGGUAUGCAUAGAGACGUAUAUGUCCAGCUGCCAUCAGAGAAGCAUCAACACAGCCAUCAGGGCCACACUUAGCCAGAUACUGGGAGAUCUAACACUGCAGCUACGGCACAGACAAGAAGGGGUGGGAGUGGAUGGGGAGGACCUACCAGCACAGCUGUCACAGCGAAGAGAUCUCUCCCCCACCACUGAAGCACUGUACGAGGAUGUCGUAACUGUCCUCACUGUCUUCUGUGAAAAACUGGAAGGAGUUGGCAUUGAAAACCAGCUGCUGCAGCUACUCUAUUUGGAGUGCAUUCUGUCCAUGCUCAGUAGCUGUCCUCCCACAAUGCACCUGAACCGCGGCUUCAUGGACCUCGUCUGGAAACAGCUGUGUCCAUCACUGGUGGUGAUCAUGGGGAACCCCGUCAACGACAAGACCAUCACCUCCGCCCAUGGAGGGGGACCCCAGGAGUCGGACCUGGCGGCCUCGGGGGGCGGCUCGGGCGUAAGCGACCACGGCCGUGGCUCGGGCUGCUCCUCCAGCACCCCCGCCAUGAUCGGGCCGGUGGUGCGGACCAUCUGCUACGUGGCGGCCGAGCUGGUGCGGCUGGUGGGCUGCGUGGAGUCCAUGAAGCCCGUGCUGCAGUCGCUCUACCACCGCAUCCUGCUGUACCCGCCGCCCCAGCACCGGGUGGAGGCCAUCAAGAUCAUGAAGGAGAUCCUGGGCAGCCCACAACGUCUGUUUGACCUGGCUGGUCCCUGUGUCAUUGAACCAGAGUCCAGGAAGAGGUCUUUCUCCAAGAGGAAGUCCCAUCUGGACCUACUCAAACUGGUGAUGGAUGGCAUGACGGAGGCCUGUAUGAAGGGUGGCAUUGAGGCGUGCUACUCCUCCGUCUCAUGUGCCUGUGCCCUCCUGGGGGCGCUAGACGAGCUCAGCCAGGGGCGUGGCCUCCAGACAGAGCAGGCCCGCCUCCUGCUGCGAAGAUUGGACGAGAUGAAAGACGGGGCGGAGUCCACCCGGGAAUCCCUGGAGAUCAACGAGGCGGACUUCCGCUGGCAGCGGCGCAUCCUGUCAGCCGAGCACGCCGCCUGGGAGCUGGGCACCAGCGAACGCAGCCCCGACAUCAGCAUCAGCGUCACCACGGAGACAGGCCAGACCACCCUGGAGGGGGAGCUGGGCCAGACCACUCCGGAGGAGUGCGGGGAGGAGCCGCGGCUGCACUCGCCGGCCUCGUGCGAGACGGCAGCCGACUCGGAGAUUCCUCCGUGCGUCCGUGAGCCAGUUCCCCCUGAACCGCCCGACGUGGUCCAGCGGAGCCAUGCGCUGGCCUACCCGGACAUCACCAACUUCCUGUCGGUGGAGGCCCGCACGCGCUCCCAUGGCGGCGGUGGUUCGCGCUACAGCGAGAGCAACUUCAGUGUGGAUGAACAGGACCUGUCGCGCACGGAGUUUGACUCGUGCGACCAGUACUCCAUGGCAGCCGAGAAGGACUCGGGCCGCUCGGAUGUGUCGGACAUGGGUUCGGAGAACGGCUCGCUGGCCGAAGAGGAGCAGACGCCGCGCGACUGCCCGGGCCAAAGGUCGUUGCGGACGGCCGCGCUCUCCCUCAAGCUGCUCAAGAACCAGGAAGCCGACCAGCAGAGCGCCCGCAUCUUCGUGCAGUCGCUGGCCGGGCUGCUCCCACGCCUGCUCCUGCUGCAGAGCUCGGCUGAGGUGGACGCUUGCCUCCAAAACUUCUCCUCCACCUUCUGCACCGGCCUGCAAGCAGGGCUCCGAAUUGGCUUCGAGGCCAGUGAGAACCUGAGCUGCCAGGCCCUGAUGAACGCAGACGGCCUCUACCUAGUGUCCUACUACGCCCUGCUGCUCAACCUGAAGCUCUGCUGCUGCGACUACUACCGCAGGAAACCCUUGCCUGCUCUCGUCACUCUGAAAGAGUUUAUGCGUCAUAUCCAGAGCAGCGGGGUGCUAGUGGUCCUCUCCCAGGCUUGGAUCGAGGAGCUCUACCACCAAGUGUUAGAGCACAACCUGCUGGGCGAGGCAGGAUACUGGGACUCCCCCGAGGAUCACUCCCUGCCUCUCAUCACCAUGCUAACAGACAUUGAUGGCUUGGGCAGCAGUGCCAUAGGGGGUCAGCUGAUUCGGAAGGCCUCCACACAGUCACCCUUUCUCUGUGACAAGAGUGGCAGUGAUACAAUGAUGGCAGGUAUGGUGUUUGCGCGCUACAUCCUGACGGGCUGCUGGAAGAACCUGAUCGACACGCUGUCGGCUCCGCUGACGGGCCGCAUGGCGGGAAGCUCCAAGGGCCUGGCGUUCAUCCUGGGCGCCGAGGGGGUGAAGGAGCAGAGCCAGCGUGAGCGGGAUGCCAUCUGCCUGAGCCUGAAUGGCCUGCGUAAGGCCGCAGCCCUCAGCUGCGCGCUAGGUAUCGCUGCCAACUGUGCAUCGGCUCUGGCCCAGAUGGCUGCAGCCUCCUGUGUUCAGGAAGAGAAGGAGGAGAGAGAAGCAACAGAGAUGGGGGACACAAUCACUCAAGUUAAGCAGCGUAUGGAGCAGAAGUUAGAGCAGAUGUCUCGGCCACAGGGCGUGCGCCUGCACACGGCACAUGUCCUCUGCAUGGAUGCCAUCCUAAACGUGGGGCUGGAGAUGGGCAGCCACAACCAGGACUGCUGGCCACACGUCUUCAGGGUGGUGGAAUACAUCAGCUCCCUGGAGCACACCCACUUCAGCGACGGCAGCAGCGCCCAGCCCCACCUGGCCAUCACGCAGGCCCAACAGGCCGUGGACCUGGGCCUGGAGCCGGAGGGCGAGCCCAGCCCAGAGAGGGAGCUGAGCCUGGGGCUGAGCCAGCCGGUCAUCCAGCCUCUGUCCAUCCCCGAGCUGCUGAAGGAGGGCGGCCGGAGGAAGGGCCUGGAGCUGCGGGGGGGAAGCCUGCUCACAGGCCCCAGCGCAGCCAAGGCUGUGUGUACGCUUUCUACGCAGGCCGACAGGUUGUUUGAGGAUGCAGCCAGUAAACUGAACCUGGUGGGUCUGGUGGGAUUCCUACACCAGCUGAGAAAGGCCUCCCAGUCUCAGCUGUUUGACUCGGUCACUGAGACUGGAGACUACUCCCUCGCCAUGCCAGGUGAAGCAAAGUCCACACAGGACCGCCGUAGUGCUCUGCAUCUCUACCGGCUGGGGGAGGCCAUGCUGCGCAUCGUGCGGAACAAGAGUCGCCCUCUGCUGCAUAUGAUGAGAGCCUGGAGUGUGGUAGCACCCCACCUGGUGGAGGCAGCCUGCCACAAGGAGCGCCACGUAUCCCAGAAGGCCGUUUCCUUCAUCCACGACGUUCUGAUGGAGGUGCUGACCAGCUGGGCCGAGCUCCCGCAUUUCCACUUCAACGAGGCCCUCUUCCGGCCCUUCGAGCACAUCAUGCAGCUGGAGUUGUGUGACGAGGACGUGCAGGACCAGGUGGUGACCUCCAUCGGGGAGCUGGUGGAGAUGUGCUCCCCCCAGAUCCAGUCAGGCUGGAGGCCCCUCUUCAGCGCCUUGAGGACAGUCCACGGGGGCAAGAGCGACACCAAGGACUACCUGAUCGGGGAGUACUCCAUGGGGAAAUCCCAGGCCCCUGUGUUUGAUGUCUUCGAAGCCUUCAUCAACACAGACAACAUUCAGGUGUUCGCCAAUGCGGCAACAGACUACAUUAUGUGCCUUAUGAAAUUUGUCAAGGGAUUGGGAGAGGUGGACUACAAGGAGAUUGGAGACUGUGUGCAUGUGAUGGGCUACAGCUCCACGGACCUGUGCUUGCCUGCGUUGGACUACCUGAGGAAGUGCUCUCUGCUGCUUGCCAAAAUCUACAAGAUGCCUUCCAAGCCGGUGUUCCUAGGGGCGCGGCUGGCCAGCCUGCCCUUGAGGGUGCAGGAGCGCUCCGUCAGCAGCGAAGACGGCAUGGACUGUGUCCUGGCCGAGUUUGACGAUGACACAGGCCUUAUUCAGGUGUGGAUCCUGCUACUGGAGCAGCUGACGGCUGCUGUCUCCAACUGCCCGCGACAGCACCAGCCUCCCACCCUGGAGCUGCUGUUCGAGCUGCUCAGAGAUAUCACCAGGAUACCAGGGCCAGGCUUUGCCAUAUUCUCUGUCAUCCAGCUUCUCCUGCCCGUGAUGUCCCUGUGGCUGCAGCGUAGCCAUGGUGACCACUCCUACUGGGACAUAGCUGCGGGAAACUUUAAGCACGCCAUCGGGCUCUCGUGUGAGCUGGUGGUGGAGCACGUCCAGAGCUUCAUCCAUUCAGACAUUGGUUACGAGAGUCUGAUCAACCUGAUGCUGAAGGACCUGUUUAAGCUGCUGGUGUCCUGUGUGGCCGAGCCCGCAGAGACCAUCUCUAGAGUGGGCUGCUCCUGCAUCAGGUAUGUUCUGGUGACUGCUGGGCCUGUCUUCACUGAAGAGAUGUGGCGCUUAGCCUGCUGUGCACUGCAAGAUGCCUUCUCUGCCACUCUGGAGCCUGUCAAGAACCUUCUAGCUUGUUUCCGCAGCGGGUCGGACAGUUUUUCAGGCGAUGCGUGUGAGGUGAAGGUCGCUGCCCCGUCCCACUCUCCCUCUGCCGAGGCAGAGUACUGGAGGAUCCGUGCCAUGGCCCAACAGGUCUUCAUGCUUGACACUCAGUGUUCACCUAAAACCCCCAGCAAUAAGGAGGGAUUUGAGCAUGCUCAGUCCUGCGUACUGAUCAUAGAGCUGCCCCCUGACCAGCACUCCAACGGUCACACGCAGAAGAGAAAAAUUGGGAUCCCAUUUAGAACCAUUGUGGUGAGCCUCCUGUCCCAUCAGGUUCUCCUUCAGAACCUGUAUGACAUCCUGCUGGAGGAGUUUGUCAAAGGCUCCGGUGGCAGCACUGAAGGGGACAGCCAGGAGCGCACCACGCCCGUCUCAGAACCACGAGCCGCAGGGUUCCUGCGCUACAUCUCCAUGCAGAACCUGGCCAUCAUCUUUGACCUGCUGUUGGACUCGUACCAGACGGCCCGGGACUUUGACACGCGGCCCGGCCUCAAGUACCUGCUGAUGAAGGUGUCUGGAGUCAGUGGGGCAGCCAACCUGUACCGCCAGUCAGCCAUGAGUUUCAACAUCUACUUCCAGGCACUCCUGUGUGCCACGCUGACCAACCAGGAGAACAUCACUGUGGAGCAGGUGAAAAGGAUUCUGGGAGAAGAGGAGGAGGGCAGCUCAGACUCGUCACAGCCCUGCUCCUCAGAGGACGAAGACAUCUUUGAGGAGACGGCACAGGUGAGCCCGCCGCGGGGUAAAGACAAGCGUCAGUGGCGCGCCACCAUCCCAUCCCUGAGCUCGCAGCCGGCCAGCGGCGUGGACUGGGCCUGGCUGGUCAAGCGGCUGCACAAGCUCUGCAUGGACCUGAGCAACAACUACAUCCAGAUGUACCUGGACCUGGAGAGCAGCCUGGGGGCCAGCAGCGUGGAGCCCACGCUGAGUCACCGCGGCGACCCGCUCUUCUUCCUCCCCCUCUUCCCCUCCGAGAGCUCCACGCCCACCCCCUCCACCACCGGAGGGCCCUCGAGCAAGGGAACCCCGUCUGAGGAUAGCUUCCGCUGCAACCCCUCAGUGGAGACGCUGGGCGAGGAGCCCCCACUGCAGACGCCACUACCAACGCCACCACCCUCUGCGGGCAUCUACGGCGGCAGCCUGCCCCAACUCCGAGGGGACGGAGGACCACGGGAGCGCAGCGACUCCACCAGCCGCAAGAAGGAGUGGUGGGAGAGCGCCAGCAACAAGCUCUACACCAUCGCCACCGACCGCACCAUCACCAAGCUUAUGAUCGAGUACAAGCGCCGCAAGCAGCAGCAGCAACAGCAGAGCCACCCUAUCUCCCAUCCACACCCAGCCUUCGCCAGGGAGUCCAAGCCCAGUGAGGCAGGCUCGCUGAGGGACCCAGAGUCCCCCGCACCCCAGAGGCCCCAGCAGCUGGUGGACCAGGGCCCCAUGAGGCACUCGUUCAGCGCGGGGCCUGAGGUGCUGAGGCAGGAGAAGAGGCCUCGGUCGGGCUCCAUGGCCAGCUCCCACAACAUCUCCCUCAGGGACGCAGAGGCACAGAUACAGGCAUGGACCAACAUGGUCCUGACAGUCCUGAACCAGAUCCUGCUGCUGCCCGACCCAACCUUCAUCGCCCUCCAGGCCGCCGUGUUUCCCUGCAUCAGUCAGCUGACCUGUCACGUGACUGACCCUAAGGUCCGACAUGCUGUCAGGGAGUGGCUGAGUCGGGUGGGUCGGCUCUAUGACAUAAUCCUGUGAAGCGUGUCAUCGGGAGGCAUGUCGCUACCCUUUUUGAAACGUGUCCCUGAAGGUCGUCUGGAGGUCGUUGAAGGUCAGGAGUAUUUUUACGUAGGCUUGGAAUGAAGGGAGGAAGCGAACUUGUUUGCUUGUUUGUAUGUUUAUGUUGACCAUGCUAGCGCUCAUGUGGUACUUCUGCUCUCCUCUUACUGAUUUGUGUGUUUUUUUUCUACUGAAUCAGAGCUUUUGCAUACUUCAUUAAUUUCAAUGAUGUAUCAUAGUGGCCAGUAUGUUUAUUUAUGUUUAUUUAUGUUUAUUUAUUGUAUUUAUUGUAGUGGCCAUUUGUUUAUUUCUGUGAAUUAUUGUAUAUUUUAUUUAUUUGAAUGCUUAAUAUAUUCAGAAUAUAAAUAUCUAUUUUAAUGAAGACUGAAUGUUUUUGUCUGACAUUUUGCAUAUACUGUAGUACGAAAAUCAGAUGUUGUGCCAUAUAUUAUACACGCGAUACAUGACCCUUGGAUGAUAUCCCCACUCCAUUUCUGUUUUACCUUUGGAAGGCAGAUAAUCAGGACUAUGCUGUUUAUGCCAAGUCACUUGAUUGAAGUGUUUGCGUGUGCAAGCAUGAUGUGACUGGUGGUUUGCAUGUCUGUCUCCGACUAUGUUCAUAUCCAGAAAAUUCAAGUGUUUAAUUAAAACCUGUUUUCUGUAUGGAUUACAUGCUGAAGAUAAGUUCACUUAUCCUGGAAUCAAUAGAUUUUUAAUUUACCUAACUAAACAAACAUUGACAUUUAAAUCAUGUAAUACACAGGUUGUGCUUUACAGUACAGACACAGCAGUAUCUCUGUGAAACUGAACUUUGGAAAUUUGGCAUUGCAUAAAUUCAUCCAUCCAUCCAUCAUGCUGCCGGUGGAAAUAUAGGCACCUUGGCGUGCCAAUCAUAAUGAAUCAUUUGUAAACGCGGAGGAAGGGUCAUGUGUGAAACUGCUGUACUGAACCUACUGAUUCAUUCUUUCUUCAAGUCUUUCGAUCCUCGUGUUGUUCAUUGUUUGUGUAUGUAACAAGCUGUUUGUUUGGUGAUUUACUGAAUUCAGUCAGCAAUUCAUUACUGAUUCAUUGCACUCGACAGAAGUGAUAGAAAGUUCAAAAUGGUCCAGUUUAUGUUAUGCUCCAAUUUCCAUUUUCAUAGUGUUCUAAGCUAUGCUUGUGCUAGUGUGCAAAGGCAAUGCCCUGCUUUUGAUGGUGAAGACCAAAGAUGAACCUUUUUCUUUGUUGUUGGUUUUGUUUGGACAGAUUAUAGGAUUUGUUUGAGUGAGUUGAUGACCCAUACAGUAAACACACUUCCUUUAAA